This is a messenger RNA of Nomascus leucogenys (northern white-cheeked gibbon), 2309 nucleotides long. It is a transcript of the gene DEPTOR, whose product is annotated as DEP domain containing MTOR interacting protein. Gene Ontology annotation, molecular function: protein binding. The record is from RefSeq and is a predicted model, not a curated record. Gene Ontology annotation, biological process: intracellular signal transduction; negative regulation of TOR signaling. NCBI's taxonomy places the organism in Eukaryota, Metazoa, Chordata, Mammalia, Primates, Hylobatidae.
CUGGGGCCGGACUAGCCCAGCGCGUCUGCCUACCCACAGGGAUUCCCUCUCCAGCCAAUCCAGUCAGAGCAGCGGAGCUGCCCCGAACAAAGAUGGCGCGGGAAGCGUCUGUGAGGGCAAACUGAUCAGAGCACCCAAACCCUCGGCGGACAGCGGAGCCAGUGUUAGCCCCACGGCCCCAACCAUGGAGGAGGGCGGCAGCACUGGCAGUGCUGGCAGUGACAGCAGCACCAGCGGGAGUGGCGGCGCGCAGCAAAGGGAGCUGGAGCGCAUGGCUGAGGUCUUGGUCACCGGGGAGCAGCUACGGCUCAGGCUGCAUGAAGAAAAGGUUAUUAAAGAUAGACGUCAUCAUCUCAAGACCUACCCAAACUGUUUUGUCGCAAAAGAACUGAUUGACUGGCUGAUUGAACACAAAGAGGCUUCUGACAGAGAGAUGGCAAUUAAACUCAUGCAGAAAUUAGCAGACCGGGGCAUUAUUCACCACGUGUGUGAUGAGCAUAAGGAAUUCAAGGAUGUCAAACUCUUCUACCGCUUUAGAAAGGAUGACGGCACCUUCCCAUUGGAUAACGAAGUGAAGGCCUUUAUGAGAGGACAGAGGCUAUAUGAAAAGCUGAUGAGCCCUGAAAACACACUCCUGCAGCCCAGGGAGGAGGAAGGGGUCAAGUAUGAGCGCACCUUCAUGGCAUCUGAAUUCCUGGACUGGCUGGUUCAGGAAGGUGAGGCCACCACGAGGAAAGAGGCAGAGCAGCUUUGCCACCGGCUUAUGGAGCAUGGCAUCAUCCAGCAUGUGUCCAACAAGCACCCAUUUGUGGACAGCAAUCUUCUCUACCAGUUCAGAAUGAACUUCCGGCGGAGGCGAAGACUGAUGGAGCUGCUCAAUGAAAAGUCCCCCUCCUCCCAGGAAACUCAUGACAGUCCCUUCUGCCUGAGGAAGCAGAGCCAUGACAAUCGGAAAUCUACCAGCUUUAUGUCAGUGAGCCCCAGCAAGGAGAUCAAGAUCGUAUCUGCGGUGAGGAGGAGCAGCAUGAGCAGCUGUGGCAGCAGCGGCUACUUCAGCAGCAGCCCCACCCUCAGCAGCAGCCCCCCCGUGCUCUGCAACCCCAAGUCCGUGCUGAAGAGACCUGUCACCUCUGAGGAACUCCUUACUCCCGGGGCUCCGUAUGCAAGGAAGACAUUCACGAUUGUUGGUGACGCGGUUGGCUGGGGUUUUGUGGUGCGAGGAAGUAAGCCAUGCCACAUCCAGGCUGUAGACCCCAGUGGCCCUGCAGCGGCAGCAGGAAUGAAGGUCUGUCAGUUUGUCGUCUCUGUCAACGGGCUCAAUGUCCUGCAUGUAGACUACCGGACAGUGAGCAAUCUGAUUCUGACGGGCCCACGGACGAUUGUCAUGGAAGUCAUGGAGGAGUUAGAGUGCUGAGCUCCUGGGCCUCCCAGCCCUCCAGCGGCCUGUGGGUGAUGGAAGCCAGAAUGACACAAAGCAAUGCGAAGACAAGAUUGCCAUGCAAAUGGAUGGUUUUGGACAUACGAAUCUUCUCCGCACAUACAUGUCUAAAGUUGAGUUUUAUACACUGAAUGUGGAAGAACCGGGUAUCAUAUCUUUUUUAAAAAAUGUCAGUGUAGAAAACAUUUGGGAAGCCGUUUUCCUACAUGAUAGAACUGCCUUACUAGAUUUCUAUUUGUAGCUCUCAUUCAUUGUUUUUUAUCUUAGUUUGCAGAAAGGUGUUGAAAUGCUUCUCUAGCCCAAACAGCGACAUGCUAAAGUCCCCUUCUUCAGAGUCAAUAGAGUAGUUGUUAAAGGUUUUAAAUUGUACUUUCACCAAAAUUAGCAUGCAACUAUUUAAUAGGGAAUCUAGAUUUCACCAAGAUUCAAAUCAAAGCAAUAUUUAAAGGAAUAAGACAUGUUCACUAGCAUUUUCAAGGGGGUUCUAAAGCAUUCAAGUGCUUAAAAGCCAUAAAAAAUGACUUCUUAAUUCCUGCCUUUAGUGUCAACUUUUAAGUUAAUACAGGUUUCAAUUGUGGCAUUAGAAAAAACAAAACAAAACUUUGUGAUGCUAUGGGUGAGGGUAGUUAGGGAGAGACUACGUGAAAUUGUGUGCCCCUAUUUUCUUUCUGAUCCUAAAUCAUUUUGUUUUAUAAAUCAGCUAUAGCAUCUUUCUAGAAUUAAUCCUGAAUGUGUUAAAUGUUAAAAUAGAGAAGUUUGUGUACACACAUAAUUAAAAAUCAACCCUUCUGGCAAGAUUUCACUUUGAAGGUGUCUGUUUUUAAGGGAAGGCUGAAACUUUGCUGAUAUGUGAUAAAACUUGAACUCUAAA